UCUGCUCUUCACCGGACCUAUCUGAAUAGAGUGUGUCUCCUUCCCUCAGGGCCCGAUGGCUGCAAAAUCCCAGCCCAGCGCUCCCAAAACCAAGAGUCCCGGCAGCGUUUCCAAUGGCACAGCUGCGUCUCAAGGGCAGUGGGGUCGUGCCUGGGAGGUGGACUGGUUUUCCUUGGCAAGUGUUGUCUUUCUGCUGCUGUUCGCCCCGUUCAUUGUGUACUACUUCAUCAUGGCAUGCGACCAGUACAGCUGCUCUCUGAUGGCCCCCGUGGUGGACAUCGUCACUGGGCGUGCUCACCUCUCGGACAUCUGGGCCAAGACCCCACCAGUGACGAAGAAAGCGGCCCAGCUCUACAGCGUGUGGGUUACCUUCCAGGUGGUUUUGUACUCACUGCUUCCUGACUUCUGCCAUAAAUUUCUGCCCGGCUAUGUUGGAGGAGUUCAGGAAGGGGCUGUGACUCCUGCAGGAGUUGUCAACAAGUACGAAAUCAACGGCCUGCAGGCCUGGCUCAUCACACAUCUCCUCUGGUUUGCCAACGCCCACUUCCUGUUCUGGUUCUCGCCGACGAUCAUCUUCGACAACUGGAUCCCGCUGAUGUGGUGCGCAAACAUUCUCGGCUACGCGGUCUCCGUGUUCAUCAUGGUCAAGGCCUACCUGUUCCCCACCAAUGCCAAAGACUGCAAAUUCACAGGCAAUUUCUUUUACAACUACAUGAUGGGUAUUGAGUUUAAUCCCCGAAUUGGCAAGUGGUUUGACUUCAAGCUGUUCUUCAAUGGACGCCCCGGGAUUGUUGCCUGGACCCUCAUCAACCUGUCCUUUGCAGCUAAGCAGCAGGAGCUGUACGGCCGGGUGACCAACUCCAUGGUCUUGGUCAACAUCCUGCAGGCCAUCUACGUGGUGGACUACUUCUGGAAUGAAACUUGGUACCUGAAGACCAUCGACAUCUGUCACGACCACUUUGGGUGGUACCUGGGCUGGGGGGACUGCGUCUGGCUGCCAUACCUUUACACGCUACAGGGCCUGUACCUGGUCUACCACCCCGUGCAGCUCUCCAACCUGCAUGCCGCGGGCGUCCUGCUGCUGGGCCUGCUGGGCUACUACAUCUUCCGGAUGACCAACCAUCAGAAGGACCUGUUCCGCCGCACGAACGGGCGCUGCCUGAUCUGGGGCCAGAAGCCCAAGGUGAUCGAGUGCUCCUACACAUCGGCUGACGGGCAGAAGCACCACAGCAAGCUGCUGGUAUCGGGCUUCUGGGGUGUAGCUCGCCACUUCAACUACACGGGUGACCUGUUGGGCAGCCUGGCCUACUGCUUGGCCUGUGGCGGCGGUCACCUGCUACCCUACUUCUACAUCAUCUACAUGACCAUCCUGCUGACCCACCGCUGCCUGCGGGACGAGCACCGCUGUGCCAACAAGUAUGGCCGCGACUGGGAGCGCUACGUGGCCACCGUGCCUUACCGCCUCCUGCCCGGCGUUUUCUGAAGGACCGUCCCGGGGAGGGGCUGCUGAAGCAGCCGUCGAGAGCAUGUGGAGCCGGGCUGAUGGCGGCUGACCUCUCGGCUCUGCCAGCUGAGAGCCUCGGUGUCCUUGUCUGUAAAACAGAAGGGCCGGCAGUUGGCAGGUGGGAGGUUGCUGAUCAAUAUUAGCAACUCUCCUUUCCCCUCGCCCCGAGGGGACUUCUGAGCGUUUACAUCAACUGCCUUCUCACCAGCAGGAGUGACUGAUUUUAGUAUUCACUGUCCCAAGGACAGGAGGGUGACCCGGUCACCUUUAAUAGCCAUUUGGUGACAGCGCUUCUUUGUAUUGGAACUCGAGUUGCUGCACUGCCCAGACAGACCGCACUGCCCAACAGACCACACUGCCCAGACAGACUGACCCUUGAUGGGAAGUCCUCCAGCUCCCUGCUUUUAGAGCUAUAUUUACUCUUGCUAAAUAAAGUGGACAGAUAAGGCGUGCCAAUUAUCAAUUUAUUGACUCUCAGCCCCGAAUCCGCCCUUCAUUACCUGCUCUGCAGCAGGGAGCCGGACCCUGUAGGUGUUUCUCCUUUGCAGCGAGCACCGUAUUCAGCCUGCCAGCAGAGGGCACUGAGGGGCAGGGCAUGAGGAAGAGGCCUCUCUAGUUCAGGUGCCUCCGUUUCAUUUCCUCUGUGUUCCUGCUGUAUGCCUUUCAGCAGGGCAGGACAGGGUGUCUGGUGGCUCUCUGUCCUGAAUGUGCAGACCCUCAUGAGCACACAGCCCUGGCCCAGCAACCACCUCGCUGCAGCCUCCCAGUGCAGACACUGCACAC
Messenger RNA from Trichechus manatus latirostris (Florida manatee), 2287 nucleotides. RefSeq names its product 7-dehydrocholesterol reductase (gene DHCR7). The record is from RefSeq and is a predicted model, not a curated record. Gene Ontology annotation, cellular component: endoplasmic reticulum membrane. NCBI's taxonomy places the organism in Eukaryota, Metazoa, Chordata, Mammalia, Sirenia, Trichechidae. Gene Ontology annotation, molecular function: 7-dehydrocholesterol reductase activity. The transcript is spliced from 7 exons. Gene Ontology annotation, biological process: cholesterol biosynthetic process; brassinosteroid biosynthetic process. The coding region runs from base 56 to 1483 and encodes 475 amino acids.